AUGAUAACUUCCCAGAUGAUGGAGAUGUUGGUAGAUGCAGUGAUUCCUUCAGGCCCUAAGCGUCUGCAUGUGUAUGGUGUAGAUGAUGGUGAUAUUUUAGGAAUUAAAAAUGUCCAGUUGGAAAAGAUCAAGAUUGAAAAUUUAAAUAACAGUACAGAACAGAGCUUCCAGAUGCUCCGCAAAUGGUCGGCAACUUGUGCUCCAGAAGAAUUCACAUUCACAACACUCAGAGAAGCUCUUCUGAAAGCUGAGUGCUUGGACGUACUUGAAUAUCAACCUCAGACAGAACUACUGGAAACAAAUGCCAAGAGUGAAUCCAUUUUCAAUGUGGUCAAGAGCUUUAUUGACAAAAAGGACAUCCUACUGAAUAAUAUUGUAGCCUUUGCAACUGAUGGUGCACCAUCGAUGACUGGCUCUCAUCACGGCUUCAUCAGUGAUCUCAAAGUCAGUCUACCUGAUAUAUUCACGAUGCAAUGCGUGAUUCACCGACGUCUUUUUGCACGAAACCUCAGUGGUCGUCUUCACGGUUUCCUAAGCACGGUCAUCACUGCCACGAAUAAAAUCAAAUCUCAUGCUCUGAACUCUCGCCUGUUUCAACAGCUUUGCUUUGAAAACGACGAAGACUUUCAAAAGUUGCUGUUCCACACAGAAGUGAGGUGGUUACCACGGGGAAAUUGUCUGAAUUGCUUUUAUGCUUCGAUUGAUUCAAAAAGUUUGAGAACUUCUGGCCUACUCUAA
Molecule: messenger RNA, 738 nt
Organism: Octopus sinensis (East Asian common octopus)
Lineage: Eukaryota; Metazoa; Mollusca; Cephalopoda; Octopoda; Octopodidae
Product: SCAN domain-containing protein 3-like
Exons: 3
Coding region: 1-738 (245 amino acids)
Biological process (GO): signal transduction
Molecular function (GO): protein binding
Source: RefSeq, a predicted model, not a curated record